AUUAAAAUCUUUAUCUUAAAGGUAUUAAGCCGUAUUAUGAAUCUGCUGGCCAAAAAGUGUUUGAACUUUCUUUUCAAUUGAUUUUUCUUAACAUGAUUUUGGAUUCUGUUUCAACGAGUACAUGUUUAGCCGGCCAAAACAACCAAAUGGAAAACACAAAUUUUAAGCGCCGACAAAACUGGGAGAAUUUGUACUCCGAGCGAAGCGAUUCCGACACGGCUAUAUAUAAAGACUUUGCGAAUGAAAAUGAAGCGACCAAGCGGAGUGAAUGCAGCGAAUACGAAGCCACUGACCUAUCGCGGCCGAAGCAGCCAUUUUUCGAUCGAUCGAGAGAACGAAUUCAGUCGGCGGGAUCAGCAGGUGACGAAGGCGGUGGAGCGACGCACAAAUUACCCGAUCUUCCGAUCAAAACCGAAAAGGACUGUCGGGAAGAGUUUGAGUAUUUGCGAAAGCAAGUUGCUCAAAGCUCUUUAUUGAAAGAAAGUAACGAAGAGACUUCAACCGAAUUCAGGAAAAGUAACAGGACAGCUGGUUGUAGCUCGGUUUCAAAAGAUAACGAUUCAAGUCCAACAAAUGAUUUGGUUAUGACGUCACAAUACACGGACACGAAUCAAUCCGACAGCGGCGCGAACGUGCGUCGUUAUCGAACAGCAUUCACGCGCGAACAGAUAAAUUCGCUUGAGCAAGAGUUUCAGAGAGAAAAUUAUGUUUCUAGGCCACGAAGGUGCGAGUUGGCUCAUGAGCUCCACCUACCGGAAGCAACUAUUAAGGUUUGGUUUCAAAAUAGAAGAAUGAAAGAUAAAAGACAACGGCAGACGUGGCCGUACCCCAUAGACCCAUCAGUAUAUGCUAUGUUCUGUACACAGUUGUCUAACUAUCGUCUUCAUCAGCAGCAUGUGUCAAAUGUACAACUCCCAACUCUUGUCCCGAGAAUGCCUGCUGUGCCUUGCAAAAUCAACCCGUUUAUGACCAUGGUCACAGAAAAUGAAACACCAGAUCCUGAACUCGCUAGAACGAAACGCUUUCAAGCAGAACAGAUGACGUCAGCGUUGGCAAGCUUCCAAGAAAAUCGACGUAAAGAGCCACGGACGAAAGAAGAUGGGCACGAACGAAAAUACAACGACGAGUCUUACGAAACCCAGACUCCAAAACCGAACAUCGACAUAAACGCAUACAGGUCUUAUAUGUCAUACCUGCAUACCCAAGCGAUGUACAGCAACACCCAGCAAGGCCUUCAACCGACGUUAGACGCGUACAAGAUGUUAGCACCUCAAGUUUUACACCCAGCACAACGAAGCCCACUGUUUCCCUAUCUGAAUCCUUUGGGUAUGCCUCAGUAUAAUCAGGUACCUCGAUCGCCCACUGGCGGUUAUGGCUUUCAGGUCCCAGGGCCGCUGUUUGACCCUACUGUAUUUGCUUCUCCAUCCCAACGAAGCAGCUUUGACCUUUCAAAUCACCACAGGCCAAAAUGUUCUCUAAGUCCUUAAAGAUGUACUUCCAAAAACCAAUACUUAUAAGUUUCAUGCGUUCUUGUUCCCUGUAUCUCUUGUAACAUAUAGCAUUCCCAUAUCUGAAUUUCUGUAUCGCGUGUAAUAAAACGAAGUUUUACCCGAAAAACAAUUUUAGUCAAAAUCUAUGAGACGGAAAAGUUAUACGGAAAAUACACAAAAAUGUGACGAAUUAUGACGUAAGACAAUUAAACAAAAUGCAUUCUAUGAUCUAAUACACAGUACAAAUCAAGCAAUUUUCAGUAAGAUUUUUGGGUUCAAGAAAUACCUCAAAUAAAGUACAUGAAUGCAGAAUGUUCUAGCGAAGUCCCAAGCUAUGUAUACCCAAGUGUUUUGACGAUAUGUUACAUACUCGGUUCUUACGUUGGAAUAACGUAUGCUAGAGGUUUGUCAACUUAUUGGUUUGAAAUCAGUAUCGGGGUAUUAAUAGGGCUUUACAUUCUCGGGGCUGCUAUUUACAUGAUAUUAAGAAAAAUGUACACUGACGGAAGAUUUCAAAGCAAUUUUGGACAAGUGGAACAUUUAUGGACCAUCAGUAACCAGUCAAUGACCACAAUCAAACGAAGAAAUAGCAUUGAGCAUAUGGAAGUAAUAUCGCUGGAUGGAGAAACAACAAAUGAAAAAUAAACACAAACAACUAAUAAUAUUGAUCUUUAAAUAUAAUAAUGUUAAAGUGCUGGGUAAAUAUAUACCUUACAAAUUAGGUCAAUUGCAAUGCAUUUCGGCAAAUUAUGAAUUAAAUUAAAAAUUGCCGCAGAAAACAGCUGUCUAUGUUUAUACAGCUCACCAACAACGUAAAUAAAUACCCUGUGCAAAGUGCAUACGUCGUUAAGGUGUAAUGAAAAUGUAAACCGUUACGACCGCCGCCAUCUGGUAGAAAAUGCGUUUUUUCUAUAUAAGAACGCUUCCCUCAUUGGAAAGACAUUCCAAGUUCGAUAAGAUAUACGGAUCAGACAAUCAAGAUGAAAAUAUCAAUUGCUUUCACUGUUCUUGCGAUUUCGUUGGCAGUUUUGGGUUCUCCUAUUGAAGAUACGGAUGUCUCACUUGUGACAAAGACGGAUUUCAGUGAAAACGCGCAAGCCCUUCUUCGGGAAGCUUCUAUUCGAGCCGUGGCUUACUUGUGUCUUGGAGAAAACGUUUUGCCUGAAAUAGAAGAAACUAUUUGUGCUAAAGCUCUUUACACCGGAAUGGGGACACGAACACAACCUGCUGUAUAUGCAAGCUUGGACUGCAUCGACUGUCAGGUUGCAGAGCCCGUCUGUUGGGAUGCAUGCCCGGUUUAUUAGGAAUGAUAAUCGAUCGACCACACAAGCCAACGACACCGCCGGAAUCUUCAAUUCGUGUUCGAUAUAAUUUAUUUUAAUUUGCAAUGACGAAAUCGUAAAAAUAAAAAUAAAAUUCAACUCAUACUCAUA
Molecule: messenger RNA, 2923 nt
Organism: Ciona intestinalis (vase tunicate)
Lineage: Eukaryota; Metazoa; Chordata; Ascidiacea; Phlebobranchia; Cionidae
Source: RefSeq, a predicted model, not a curated record